This is a messenger RNA of Oikopleura dioica, 411 nucleotides long. The record is from the annotation of a GenBank genome assembly. NCBI's taxonomy places the organism in Eukaryota, Metazoa, Chordata, Appendicularia, Copelata, Oikopleuridae.
AUGAAAAUUUUCCGAGUUUUUGCCGCUUUUGCUCUUGCUGAUGCUGCUGCUAUGGGAGGCGCCAUGGAUCCUAACCCAGAGCCGGGAGCAGUUACCUUGGAGCCGACUGAGCCGCCAACUAUGCCACUCACUUCAACUCCAGCUCCAACCACCACUACAACUCCUACUACCACAACCACAACCACCACCACUACUCCAACAACAACAACCACUACCACUCCAACUACUACGACCACGACUACUCCAACAACUACAACCACUACUCCAACCACUACCACCACUACCACAACGACUACAACCACUACAACAACAACACGGGCUCCAACCACGACCCAAGCGCCAUCAUCUGGUGCUGGCACGAUUGAAAUGACUCUUCCUCUGAUCGCCGUCGCCGCUUUCCUCCGCGUCUAA